AUGGCCACCCUGGUAGAAUCCUCCGAAAUGGAGACUUUAGGCGUUCAGAGCAAAUCGGGGACGUCUCCGACAUCCUCCGGCCCCUCGCAGCACUUCAACGACAGCAAAUUUUAUCUGCUGGUGGUUAUCGGGGAGAUCAUUACGGAGGAUCACCUGAAGUGUGCCAUUGCGGACAUAGAGAAAGGUAUCCGCUCAUGGGACACCAACCUUAUCGACUGCAACCUGGACCAGGAACUCAAGCUGUUUGUCUCCCGACACUCCGCUCGUUUCUCUGCAGAUGUCAGAGGGCAGAGAAUUCUUCACCAUAAAAGCAAUGUCCUGGAGACAGUGGUGCUUAUCAACCCUUCAGAUGAAGCAGUCUGUACCGAGGUUCGUUUGAUGAUCUCGGACACUGCUAGACACAAGCUUCUGGUACUCUCAGGGCAAUGCUCUGAAAACAGCGGGGAGCUGAUUCUUCAGUCCGGAUCUUUCUCUUUCUUCAAAUUCAUAGACAUAUUCACUGACCAAGAGAUUGGUGAAUUGCUCAGCACCAUUAACCCGGCAAACAAAGCCAACCUCACACUGUCCUGCCCUGAACAAGGCGAAUGGAAAAACUCCAACUUGGACAAACACAACCUGCAGGAUUUCAUUUACAUGAAACUAAACUCGACUCCCAUACUCCCUGAAAUGGAGGGCCUCUCAGAGUUCACAGAGUAUUUAUCUGAAUCAGUAGAGAUCCCAUCUCCUUUUGACAUGUUAGAACCACCAACCUCAGGUGGAUUCUUGAAACUCUCCAAACCAUGCUGCUACAUUUUCCCUGCUGGUAGCGGGGACUCUGCUCUCUUUGCUGUCAACGGCUUCAACAUGCUCAUUAACGGUGGCUCAGACAGGAAGUCCUGCUUCUGGAAGCUGGUGAGACAUCUGGACCGCGUGGACUCCAUCCUCAUGACCCACAUUGGUGACGACAACCUGCCAGGCAUCAAUAGCAUGCUGCAGAGGAAGGUUUCAGAGCUUGAGGAGGAACAGUCACAGGGUUCGACGGCUAACAGUGACUGGGUGAAAAACAUGAUUUCUCCAGAUAUUGGCGUUGUGUUUGUGAAUUUUCCGGAAAACCUGGAUAACCCAGAACCUAAUUACAGAGUGCGGAAGAAUGUUGAGGAGGCAGCGUUCACUCAGCAGUUCCUCACCAAGCUAAAUUUGAGGUUAGAGCCUCUGCAAAGGCCUGUUGGAAACGCUAUCGAACCACUUAUACUUUUUCAGAAAAUGGGCGUUGGGAAGCUUGAGAUGUAUGUGCUCAAUCCAUCAAGGAACAGCAAGGAGAUGCAGCACUUUAUGAAGCAGUGGACAGGAAGUGAAAAAGACACAGCCUCCAUUCUGCUGCCAAACGGAAAAGAAUCUGAGUUCCCCGUCUCUUACUUGACUUCUAUCUCUUCGCUCAUUGUGUGGCACCCUGCAAAUCCCUCAGAUAAGGUUGUGCGUGUUCUCUUUCCUGGAAAUGCCACCCAGCAUCACGUCUUUGAAGGUUUAGAAAAGCUAAAGCACUUGGACUUCCUGAAACAGCCAGUUGUCACUCAGAAAGCGAUGUCUUCAAAUAUGCCGGCAACGACAACACUAAAGCAAGCUAAGAUGAAACACAGAACAGACAGCAAAGAGAGCCUUAAAUCUACCCCAAAGCCAUCACCAAGCAGAAGCUUCAGAAAGGAUUCAAAGGAAGAAGAAAAGGCAAAGGCAGAUGCAGAGUUGUCUCAUGAAAAAACACAGAAGACUGAGAAAAAAGAAAAGGCCCCCCUGAAAAAGGAAAAGGCAAAGGCACCCGAGAAAGAAUCAAAAGCAAAGGCAGAGCUAACAGCUGCAAAUGAAACUCCAGAAAAAAAGAAGUCUGACAUAAAACCCAAAAAGGAGGUCAAAGUGCCUGUGGAAAAGAAAAAGGAUGUGAAAAAAGAAGUAGCAAAGAAAGAAGAUACACCCAAACAUGAAGUUAAAAAGGAUGAAAAAGUAAAGAGAGAGGAGGCAAAGAAAGUUAUAAAAAAGGAUAUCAGAAGAGACUCACCUAUGAAGGAGAAGAAGGAAGAAAAGAAAGAGCAAAAGAAAGAUGUCAAAAGGCCCUUUAAAGACAUAAAGAAGACAUCAGCUGUGGGUGAAGAAAAGAGUCUAACACCAAAACCAAAGCCCCUGAAAAAAGAAAGUCCUUCAAAGAAAGAUGCAGGAACUCCAUCAAAGUUAAAAGACAAAGGAAAGCCAAAGGUGACAAAGAAGGAGACAAAGCUGGACAGUGGCAAACUUGCAGCAAGUGCAGCUGCUGCUGCAGCUGCUGCUGCAGCUGUAGCUGCAGUUGCAGUUGCAGUUGCAGAGGAUCCAGAAGCAGUACGAUCCCUGAUGUCCACACCAGAGGACCUCACUAAGGACUUUGAGGAGCUUAAAGCUGAAGAUUUAGUGGAGGAUGACGCAACUGUGCCACAAAUGAAGGAAGAAGAGACUGUGAUGAUCCACAGUGAAGAAAUAAUACAAACCAAAGAGUCACCUGAGGCAUUGGAGUCUGUGGAUGAGGGUAUUACCCCAACAGAGGUUGAAGGAGACAAUGGAGUGACUCCAGAAGAACAAGUUCCUAAAGGAAAACUCAACAGCAGUGUAAGUGAGAAGUUUGAAGAUGAAGGUACUGUCAUGGAGGAGACAUAUGAGGGAGGAGAUUAUGAAGAUAAGGCAGAGAUAGAAGAAGUUUAUGAACCACAGAGAGUGGAACAAGAUAAAGUUGAGCUUGUUCCUAGUGAAGAUGAACACCAAGACAGAAAUGAUGACGUCAAACCAGGAGCUAGUGUUGAAGACAACGAUGAUGUAACUAACAAAAAUGUAGAAGGUCAGAGUGUAAAUGUGGAAGAAACAGACAAACAAAAUCUGUUUGUAUCAGCCUCACCAAAAGUGUCCUCACCUGUUUCUCCAGCUGCAUCCAUCCAUGACGAAAUGCUUCCUGUUGGCUUUGACAGCACAGCAGCCUCUGAUGAUGAGAACAGAGAUGAACCCCCUGAGGAUUACACUGUCAACUCUGGUAACACUCAGUCCAUCAUUGAGAUCUCCAGUGUGCCUACUCCCAUGGAUGAGAUGUUGACUCCUAGGGACAUGAUGAGUGAUGAAAUCCCCAAUGAUGGGUCUCCUUUACAGGACAUGGGCAGGUUAGUGACAUCAGCAUCUGGAGAGUUUGACAGUAAGAAGCUGUCUCCACUUCCAGAUAUGCCAGGGACAGAUCACUCUCAUAGUGAUGCCACAGAAGGCCAGGACUACAUCCACUCCGCCUCCACGAUAUCUCCAACUUCAUCACUAGAAGAGGAUAAGUUAUGUAAGGGGUUUCCCUCUGCUGGGAAAGCUGAAGGGUUUGCCACAGCUCAAGAGACAUGUGAGAAUCAUGACGCAGACACAGCUAGACUCAGUUCAACUUCCGCAACAUCACCACUCGUCCGUUCUCCUUCAGUGGACCGCAAGGACAAGUUUGAUUCCCCAUUACUGUUUGCUGCCCCAAUAGAACUGUCCACGACAAUGGCAGGGUGCGCCAAAGAGACAGCUAAUCCCUCCAUCAGCCCAGAUGACAAGACAUUGGAGGAAACUAACUCACCUCAGUCCUCUGGUCACACACCUUACUAUCAGUCACCAGUAGAUGAAAAAGCAGGAGCUCUACCACCUGUGUCAGAAGACGAAGCACAGGGUCCAAUAAUUGUGGAGGUCAUAAGUGAUAAAGAGGAUUCCUCCAAUAGAGGUACUCCAGAGUCUAAUGAGCCGGAAAGAGAAAGUUCAUCCCCAGUAGAGAGGAUAUUCUCUCCAAAAUGUUCACCUUUAAUUGGACCUGAUUCCCCAACAAAGAUGGAAAAGUCACCCUUCAGUGUAGAAGAGAAGAAAAAUGGAGAUUCAAUCUCGUCCUCAGCACCAAUGAUCAAACCAGAAUUAGACACCAAUCCUUUCACAGCUUUCAAAGAAGAGAGUAAAAUGUCCAUUUCAGAGGGUACCACAUCAGACAAGUCAGAAACCCCUCUGGAUGAGGUGGUAGCAGAAGACACAUUUUCACACUUAGCUUCAGCAUCCACCACCUCUCUGGCCACCAGCUCCUUCCCAGAACCCACCACAGACUCUCCCUCCCUUCAUGCUGAGGUAGGCUCUCCUCACUCAACAGAGGUAGAUGACUCUUUGUCUGUAUCAGUGGUUCAGACCCCAACCACCUUCCACGAAGCCGAGGGAUCUCCAUCCAAGGAAGAUAGCCCGAGGCCCAUGUCUAUCUCCCCAGACAUCUCACCAAAGACGAAAAGCAGAACACAGGACACAAAAUCCCCAGAGCACUCCACCAUGUCGUUAGAGUUUGGCCAGGAGUCCCCUGACCACUCCUUAGCCCUGGACUUUAGUAGGCAAUCUCCAGAGCAUCUGUCCGUGGGAGGUAGUUCACGUGCUACAGAGAAUGGCCCGACUGAGGUUGACUACAGCCCCUCGGAUGGAGCAAAUGGAAAACCAUUUGAAGACCAUAGUUCUACAGUGGAAAAACCUUUUCUUUUUGAGGAGAGCGAUUCAGCCCUUGCCACUUCUGCAACCCCGUCAGACGCAUCUCAGUCAACUCCCUCUGUUACAACCCCAUGCCAGAUGACAGAGAUGCUACACACCAUGGCUGACCAGACAGAUAAGUCUCCGGUCACCCCAAAGGCAUCCUCUCUCACCCAUUCCCCCCAAUCCAAUGAGCCAUCCCCAGUGCUAGGAGGCUCCCCGGCUCAAGAAAAAAUCAGCCCAAUUUCACCAUCCGCCGAGAGCAUUUCUAAUAAAUCUGACACACAGCAGAAAUAUGACAAGUCACCCUCACCUCCCAAAGCUGCUUCUCCUUCAUCGCCUUGUACCUUUUCAAAUAAAGAGACCUUUUCCCCGGCAAAGGAGACUAAUCCCUUUAAAUGUGAGGAUGCUACACUUGAGGCACAAUCCCCUGUGAGCCCCAAAGUUCCCUUUCCAUCAUAUCUACCUCUCUCCUCUGAUCCUUGUCAUUACAAUUCUGCCUGUGGCUCCAGGGACCCAGAAUUUUCCACAAAGAAGAGCCCCUCUCCUCCAUCUAAGACAGAUGUCGACCUCUGUCUAGUCACUUCAUGUGAGUAUCGUCACCCUAAAACAGAACUUUCCCCGUCUUUCAUCAACCCUAACCCUAUAGAAUAUUUCAUCAAUGAAGAGAAUGCCAUGGAUGAGGAGAAGCCUCUUACCAAGUCAGGAGGAGGGCCCCCACCUCCAGGUGGUAAGCUUUCCGCCAAGCAGUGUGAGGAGACCCCGCCCACAUCCAUCAGUGAAUCUGCCCCCUCCCAGACGGAUUCAGAUGUGCCACCAGGGACAGAGGAGUGCCCCUCUAUUACAGCAGAUGCUAACAUUGACUCUGAAGAUGACUCUGAGACUCUGCCGACUGACAGAACGCUGACCUACAGGCAUGCCGAUCCUCCUCCAGUCGCUCUCAGGGACUCCGCUCCAUCUUCAGGCCACCAUGAUGUCUGCAUGGUGGACCCGGAGGCCCUUAAGGCUGAAGAAAACCUCCACAAUGCUAAUACAGAAGGAGGAGAAAAGCCCAAGAAGAAAAAGCUCAUUAAAAAGUCUUCAUCGCCAGCUAGGAAGAGUGCUCUAUCAAAAGUAAAGGACACAAAGACUUUGUCUCCAAAGAAGACUGUCGGAGAAGGGAAAGAUGCAAAAAAUGCAACUAAUACCUCUGCAUCCAGAGGUGUAAAAAGUGCCUCAUCUGGUACUGGCAGUGGAAAGGUAUCAGGUGGGGCAUCUCUGCCCAACUGUCCUCCUAUGUACAUGGAUUUGGUUUACAUCCCUAAUCACUGCAAUGCCAAGAAUGUGGAUGCUGAGUUCUUUAAGCGGGUGCGCUCUUCUUACUAUGUGGUCAGUGGCAAUGAUCCGACAGCUCAGGAGCCCAGUAGGGCUGUUCUUGAUGCUCUGCUUGAAGGGAAGGCCCAGUGGGGAAACAAUAUGCAGGUCACUAUGAUCCCCACCCAUGACACUGAUGUGAUGAGGGAGUGGUACCAGGAGACCCACGACAAGCAGCAGGAGCUCAACAUCAUGGUCCUGGCCAGCAGCAGCACUGUUGUCAUGCAGGAUGAGUCUUUCCCCGCUUGUAAGAUAGAAAUGUAG
Molecule: messenger RNA, 6111 nt
Organism: Anoplopoma fimbria (sablefish)
Lineage: Eukaryota; Metazoa; Chordata; Actinopteri; Perciformes; Anoplopomatidae
Gene: map1b
Product: microtubule-associated protein 1B
Exons: 8
Coding region: 1-6111 (2036 amino acids)
Biological process (GO): regulation of microtubule depolymerization; dendrite development; axonogenesis
Cellular component (GO): microtubule associated complex; synapse; neuronal cell body
Molecular function (GO): microtubule binding; actin binding
Source: RefSeq, a predicted model, not a curated record